Fragaria vesca subsp. vesca is the source of this 2565-nucleotide messenger RNA. RefSeq names its product phospholipase D delta-like. Gene Ontology annotation, biological process: phosphatidylcholine metabolic process; phospholipid catabolic process. The coding region runs from base 1 to 2565 and encodes 854 amino acids. NCBI's taxonomy places the organism in Eukaryota, Viridiplantae, Streptophyta, Magnoliopsida, Rosales, Rosaceae. Gene Ontology annotation, molecular function: calcium ion binding; D-type glycerophospholipase activity. The record is from RefSeq and is a predicted model, not a curated record. Gene Ontology annotation, cellular component: plasma membrane. The transcript is spliced from 10 exons.
AUGGCCGAAGAUAAAUCAGAAACACAAACACAAACACAUGAGACUCCAGAGACAUCGGUGGUGCACCUUCACGGCAACCUUGACUUGAAAAUCAUAGAGGCGCGAUGUCUGCCCAACAUGGACAUGCUCUCCGAGCGGUUCCGCCGAUUAUUCUCCGCCUGCCGCAAGCCAUUUGCUAAUUCCAAGCACCAUCAUCACCAUAAAAUCAUCACCAGCGACCCUUACGUCACCGUCUGCCUCGCCGGAGCUACCGUCGCACGGACGCGCGUGAUCUCCAACUCCCAAAACCCCGAAUGGAAGGAGCAUUUCACCAUCCCUCUCGCCCACCCCGUCUCGCAAGUCGAGUUCUACGUCAAGGACAACGACAUGUUCGGCGCCGAUUUAAUCGGCGUGGCGUCCGUCUCGGCGAAGCGAAUCCUCUCCGGCGAGACCAUCAGUGAUUGGUUCCCGAUAAUCGGGCCGUUGGGGAAGCCGCCGAAACCGGACGCGGCGGUUAAGCUGGAAAUGAGGUUCACGAAAUGCGAGGACAACCCGCUGUAUAAGGACGGCAUUAUUUCCAACGAACGUGUCGGGGGAGUUGAAAACUGUUACUUUCCGGCGCGGCAAGGAGGUCACGUGACGCUGUACCAGGACGCGCACGUGCCGGACGGGAUGCUGGAGGAGAUAGAAUUGGACGAGGGGGUCAAGUUUGAGCACGGGAAAUGCUGGGAGGAUAUUUGUCACGCGAUUUUGGAGGCCCAUCAUUUGGUGUACAUUGUGGGCUGGUCCAUUUUCCAUAAGAUCAAGCUGGUCAGAGAGCCCAGUAAGCCCUUGCCCAGCGGCGGCAAUUUGAAUCUGGGGGAGCUGCUCAAGUAUAAAUCGCAGGAAGGGUUGAGAGUUUUGUUGCUGGUUUGGGAUGACAAGACUUCUCACAGCAAGUUCUUCAUCAAUACGGCUGGAGUGAUGCAAACGCAUGAUGAAGAAACCCGAAAGUUUUUUAAGCAUUCUUCGGUGUCAUGCGUGCUGUCACCUAGAUAUGCCAGCAGUAAGCUUAGCAUUUUCAAGCAACAGGUUGUUGGAACCUUGUUUACACAUCAUCAAAAGUGUGUGAUUGUGGAUACACAAGCGUCUGGGAAUAAUCGAAAGUUAACAGCAUUUAUAGGAGGUCUGGACCUCUGUGAUGGUCGCUAUGAUACUCCCGAGCAUCGGCUGUUUAGCGAUCUUGACACAGUUUUCCAGGGUGAUUUUCAUAAUCCCACAUUGGCUGGCUCAAAGGGUCCAAGACAACCCUGGCAUGAUCUACAUUGCAAAAUUGAAGGGCCGGCUGCAUACGAUGUGCUAACUAAUUUUGAGCAGCGCUGGAAAAAAGCCACAAAAUGGUCAGAGUUUGGGCAACGCUUUAAAAGAGUGUCGCGUUGGCACGACGAUGCUUUGAUCAAGUUGGACCGCAUCUCAUGGAUACUUAGUCCCCCACCAGGCAGUUCCAAUGAUGAUCCUAUAUUACGGGUUUCAGAUGAAGCUGAUCCUCAAAACUGGAAUGUUCAGAUCUUCCGAUCCAUAGAUUCUGGAUCUGUGAAAGGAUUUCCCAAAGAUGUGUAUGAAGCUGAGAAUCAGAAUCUUUUCUGUGCCAAAAAUUUGGUUAUAGACAAGAGCAUCCAGACAGCAUAUAUCGAAGCAAUCAGGUCUGCGCAACACUUCAUAUACAUUGAGAAUCAGUAUUUCCUCGGAUCUUCUUACGCAUGGCCGACUUACAAAGAAGCAGGUGCUGACAAUUUAAUUCCAAUGGAGCUGGCAUUAAAGAUUGCUAGUAAGAUACGCGCCAAAGAGAGAUUUGCGGUGUAUGUUGUGAUACCAAUGUGGCCAGAAGGUGUGCCCUCUUCUGCUUCUGUGCAAGAAAUUCUCUUUUGGCAGGGACAAACAAUGCAAAUGAUGUAUGAAAUCAUAGCCAAAGAGCUGAAAUCCAUGAAUAUUGAGAAUGCUCAUCCGCAGGACUACCUAAAUUUCUACUGUCUUGGUAAUCGGGAAAAGCUUCCUGGCACAGUGACCUCUACAACUAACCAAACUUCCAAAACUGGUUCUCCUGGUCACACGGUUUCUGCCUCCCAAAAGUAUCAACGAUUUAUGAUUUAUGUACAUGCCAAGGGAAUGGUAGUAGAUGAUGAGUACGUGAUGAUAGGUUCUGCGAAUAUCAACCAACGAUCCAUGGCAGGGUCUAGGGACACUGAGAUAGCCAUGGGCGCAUAUCAACCGCAUCACACAUGGGGAAAGAAGAAGCGGCAUCCUCACGGCCAGGUGUAUGGAUAUAGAAUGUCACUUUGGACAGAACACAUGGGGAAGGUUGAGAAUUGCUUCAAGGAGCCUCAAACAUUAGAAUGCGUGAAGCGUGUGAACGACAUUAGUAAGGACAAUUGGAGCAGGUUCGUGUCCGAGGAGUUUAUAGAAUUGCAGGGACACCUUAUCAAGUACCCGGUUGAGGUUCAUGCCAAUGGCAAGGUAGGCGCAUUGCCUGGCCGAGAGAGCUUCCCUGAUGUUGGUGGUAAGAUCCUCGGUGCUCGCACUAACCUUCCUGAUGCUUUGACUACUUAA